Messenger RNA from Chaetura pelagica (chimney swift), 351 nucleotides. It is a transcript of the gene SDHC, whose product is annotated as succinate dehydrogenase complex, subunit C, integral membrane protein, 15kDa. Gene Ontology annotation, biological process: mitochondrial electron transport, succinate to ubiquinone; tricarboxylic acid cycle. Gene Ontology annotation, molecular function: succinate dehydrogenase activity; electron transfer activity. Bases 1 to 351 code for a protein of 116 amino acids. The record is from RefSeq and is a predicted model, not a curated record. The transcript is spliced from 4 exons. NCBI's taxonomy places the organism in Eukaryota, Metazoa, Chordata, Aves, Apodiformes, Apodidae. Gene Ontology annotation, cellular component: membrane.
AUGGCGGCGCUGGCGUUGAGGUGGCCACUGCCCAUGGCGAUGUCCAUCACGCACCGGGGCACCGGCGUCGCGCUCAGCUUAGGUGUCUCUUUCUUUGGCCUGGCUGCCCUGCUGCUCCCAGAGCAGUUUCCGCACUACCUGGCCAUGGUGAAGUCGCUCAGCCUGGGCCCUGCUCUCAUCUACUCUGCCAAGUUUGCUCUGGCUUUCCCCUUCACCUACCACACCUGGAAUGGGAUCCGACACCUUGCCUGGGACCUGGGGAAGGGGUUCAAGAUCCCCCAGGUUAACCAGUCUGGGGUGCUGGUUCUGAUCCUGACCCUGCUCUCCUCCGCCGGCCUGGCGGCAAUGUGA